AGUUGCUUCCGGCCGCUUGCGCGCAUGUGUGCGUGUGUUUGUGUUCUCUCAAGCUCCGCUAUGCUAGCCGGCUUGGCUUGGACAAAACAGUUUGCUGCUUGUAUAUAAAUUGAUUGCAGUCUCCAGUGCAGUGCAGUGCUUUAGUUAAUCGGACUAAUAACCGAUCUGCAACGCUCGCCGGCAUAAUCGCAUUUUAACUGUAUUUAGUUUAGCUUUGUCGACUUCAUCGCUCUCAUAGCGCUCUAUUGAACUUCUUAAGCAAAAUUAAUUUUUAAGUGAAAUUUUGCGGUUUACAGUUAUUGUUUUAUAAAAAACUUACGUCGUGUAAAAAUGGUGCUGAAAAAACCGUUAUUUCUGUUACUGCAGCUUUUGACUGCGCGCCAAAUAGCGCGUCAAAGCGCACCGGACUGGGAUUACCGUGAUACAAAUAGAUGGAUCGAAGAUUAUCCAACUUGUGGUGGUUCACAACAGUCGCCUAUCAAUUUGGAUCAUUAUACCUCCAUAGGUUCGCUUAAGCCGGCUUUGAAGUUCAGAAACUAUGCGCAGCCGUUCGCUGGCCGACUUACGCUCGUCAAUGACGGUCAUACAGCUGAUAUAACACUGCCUGAGACUGUACGUGGACCGCGGCCAACUAUUACAGGUGGUACUUCGUUCCAGUUACGUAUUGCUAGACAAAGCAACGAUAUUAGAAAAUCUUAUGAGAUUACACGAGAAAAUUUAUGA
Bactrocera oleae (olive fruit fly) is the source of this 723-nucleotide messenger RNA. NCBI's taxonomy places the organism in Eukaryota, Metazoa, Arthropoda, Insecta, Diptera, Tephritidae. The record is from RefSeq and is a predicted model, not a curated record.